Molecule: messenger RNA, 4605 nt
Organism: Talpa occidentalis (Iberian mole)
Lineage: Eukaryota; Metazoa; Chordata; Mammalia; Eulipotyphla; Talpidae
Gene: SNX11
Product: sorting nexin 11
Exons: 8
Coding region: 132-941 (269 amino acids)
Biological process (GO): intracellular protein transport
Molecular function (GO): phosphatidylinositol binding
Source: RefSeq, a predicted model, not a curated record
UCUGGCUACAUGGUGGGGCGCAGGCGGUGUCGCUGUGGGGCUUGGGUGCCGCUCUCAGGAGCCAGCCCGGAUCAUUUGUUGGCAGUACAUAUUGGCUGAAGUCAGUUUUCAUUUCAAGAUGUUUUCUCCCAAUGGGCUUUUGGUGUAGGAUGUUGGAGAACCAAGAGCAGGAGGAGGUGAUCACUGUGCGUGUUCAGGACCCCCGGGUGCAGAAUGAGGGCUCCUGGAAUUCUUACGUGGAUUAUAAGAUAUUCCUCCAUACCAACAGCAAAGCCUUUACUGCCAAGACGUCCUGUGUACGCCGCCGCUACCGUGAGUUUGUGUGGUUGAGAAAGCAGCUACAGAGAAACGCUGGUUUGGUGCCUGUACCUGAGCUUCCUGGGAAGUCACCCUUUUUUGGCAGCUCAGAUGAGUUCAUUGAGAAGCGACGACAAGGUCUGCAGCACUUCCUUGAAAGAGUCCUGCAGAGUGUGGUCCUCCUGUCCGACAGCCAGUUGCACCUCUUUCUGCAAAGCCAGCUCUCGGUGCCUGAGAUUGAAGCCUGUGUCCAGGGCCAAAGCCCCCUGACUGUUUCUGAUGCCAUUCUUCGCUAUGCUAUGUCAAACUGUGGCUGGGCCCAGGAGGAGCGCCAGGGCUCUUCUCACCUGGCCAAGGGAGACCAGCCUAAGAGUUGCUGCUUUCUUCCAAGAUCGAGCAGGAGGAGCUCUUCACCACCUCCUGGGGAAGACAAGGGCCAUUUUGAAGUGUGGGCUCCUGUUGUUGACUCUGAAGCUCCUUCCUUGGAGAGCCCUCCUCCCCCACCCCCCUCCUCACCAUCAUACUGUGAUUUUGCAAGACCUGAUGGGGAAACCUCGGUGUCUCAGCCUGUGGGGAGGGCUGCGGGAGGGGACCCUGCUGUGCCUUUGGACCCUGGUCAGUUAGAAGCAGUUUUGGAAAAGUGAGCUCUAGUCAGAUCUCCUGUCUGUGCUCUGCGGUGGAGGAGAAGAUGCAGGCGAGGAGACCUGCCGGGUGGGACUGGGCCCAGGGUGGGUGUGGGGAGUUGGGCUGCUUCGUGUCUUACAGUUGCCUCUGCUCAGAUUCAGAGGGCGAUCUGACAACUCCUUAAGCUUCCCCCACAGGAAGCAACACUGUGCCUGUGUUUGUAAGUUAAACAUGAGGCCCAGGGGCUGCUGGUUUUGAACAGAAUCCCAUGUCUAACCUCCUGGACCCGAGUUUCUUUAAAUGUUUGUUUAUGGGCCCAGGGUCAGUGCCUCAGGUGACUGGUUUCGGGGACCUGUACAGGCAGAUUCUAAGCCGCCAUGUUGAAUAUUGUCCCUAUAGAAAUGCUUGCAUAGUUGUACCCCCACUGGCUGUUUGGCUGCAGUUCCCAGUUCUGGCUGCAGCGCCCGGAGCACUUUGUUUCCAGGAGGCUGGCUUCUUGCCUACCUCCUCGCAUGGACAGGGCCAUGAAUAUUUAUUCUCCCACUUCCUUGCUUUCCCCUCAUUAGUGCGACUGAACAGAAUGGUGCUGUGACUCCUGCUACUGGGGUGUCCUGCAAAUCCCAAGACAGACCCUGUGUGGCCUGGGACCAGUGGGAUAGCUCACAGGACACCCACAGAAGAAUGAGUGUUGGUCACAGCUCGAGGCAAGGCAGCCCUCACGGGGCUUUGUUUUGGCGAAGGCUGUCCUGGCCUGUCACCGUCUCUUCUGGUCUGAAAGCAGAAAAGCAGAGACAGGCCUGUCUUUCCCGCAGGCUUAGCGUGGGCUCCUUUCUUUUCUGAAACCUUUUCUUCUCCCUUAGUCACAGUUUCCUGCCUCCAGGGCUUCAGCCACCACAGCAUCCCUCUGCUGUGUGGUGGGGAGGAGGCCGUAUGUCCUGUCCAGGGGGGCGCACAGCUUUGUUUCUGCCUGGAGAGAGGGCUCUGGGGAUGGAGGCAGGAACAACACGCCCGCCUUCAGACAAUGAGGCAUUCUGCCCUCCUGCCGCCUGAUUCCUCUCCGCGAGAGCGGGGCUGGUGGGAGAUGAGCGCCCCGGGCGUUCCGCACGGCUCUGUGCUUAGGCGUGCAUGCGUGCGGCUCUCCUUGCCCACUCCUCCCUCUGGCCAGGGCACCCUGUCUGUGGGCUCUUUCCCUCCCAGUCUGUGCUGUGGGACUGUCAUGGCAUUUAGUUCAGAGUUGAGGGGCUUUGGCCUGAAAUAAAAUUCAAGUAUUUAAGACUGUUGUUGCAAUUUGUGUCUAACAAGCUGUAGCCGAGGAGGAGGGAGUGAGGGCUGGCAGUAGUUACUUUCAUAAAUCAUGAAUUUAUCAGCGUGGAAAUAAUGGUUCAGAACGGCACUGCAGCUCUCCUGCAUUGUGUGUGGUGCAGGUUCACCACUGGAGGAAGGUCUGUCUUCCAAAGAGCCGGAUCCAGCUCUUCUCACAGUUACAGGCAUGAACCUUGUUAGGUAUAAUUUACCUGAUGUUGCUUCCCUCUUCGCAGCCUGUCUGAGGUGCCAGGUGCUGAAAGAGAAAUAAAGUUUGUCAACAAGCAGAUGCAAAGCCCUGGCUGGGACUCAUCCCUCUUCCCUGCCCAUCUCCCCUGGGUCUCUCCUUUAUAUGAUGCAGCAGAGCAAGGCGAGGAUAGAAAACCUACAGAGGCAGGCAAAUCCAAAAUGUCAGAAGAAGUUCAUUUAAAAGGGGAAAAAAACUCCACACACAACCCUCACAAAAACCCGACAGAUGCUAAGCUAAUGGCAUCCGCUCUGCCGAUUGGUGGGGAUGGUUCAUGAAUAUUAAUGAGUCCAAUGCUCCAAAUGGUGCAGCUGUGAACCCAGCUGUGCCUGAAGCUCUCUGAUCUCGAAACUUCCAGACAGGAGCCGGAGGUGGUCUGUGUCAAUUCCCUACUCAGCCAAAAAACAGCAAGCUGGGUUGGCCUUCUUCUGUUCACUCCUUUUCUUCCCGGAGUUGGUGCUCAGCAGCUAGUUCUGCCAGCGGGAUAGGCUGCUGGGACAGCAGGAACCACUCAAAGACAGGGAUGUGAUUUUUCUGACUCCCGACUUUUUUAAUGAUCCAUUAACAGUGGCGCAUAGAACAGUACCUCGGUUACUCCAAGGCCAGGGCCCAUCCCCUCACUGACUCGCAUAGACCACGGGAGAGGAAGGAAGGGCUUUCCUAGUAAUACAGGCCUGAACUUACCAGAGAAACAUCACAGGUGGAUUUUCCUCUCCAUGCAGGCGGUGCCAUUUGCCUCUCACAUUUUGCUCUGUCCCUGUGUGUAGCGACGGUGGUCAACAGGUGACCCGUAUCCUGGAGAGCUAAUCGUUUUUGCAGAAUGAAAGUAUUUUUCGGUUACAAUGUGGGUUCCAGGUAGGUUGUGUGCCUGAUUUAGUGACCUCUGGCAGCCGCCUCCAGGGCCCAAAUCUAGCCACCCCAUGUGAAUCAGGAUAAGUGUCUCCAAGAUCUGAGUUUGGUUCUGUUUGGUGGAAGGAAGUGAGUGUGUGUGUGUGUGUGUGUGUGUGUGUGUGUAUGGAGGGAGGAGCUGGGUUUUCUCGUACAAAAAUAUUUCAGAUGCAUCCCUUUACUUGACCUUAGUGCCCAGGGAGGACAGUAGGGCAAGUGUUAUGCUCAUUUUCUACCUGAGGAUGGCUUUUUAAAAGCGUGUUUUUAUGUAGUAAAGUUUAUUCAGGUGAGAGGUGCUUUCCAAGCUCUUUAAGGCAGGUCUCUUUUCCUCCCAAAAGCUAAAAUAAAUUCAAUCCUGUUUAAGGGGAAAAAAUUCCUUUGCAGGGCUUUACAGAGUUUCUCUAGAAACCAGCCCUCAGUUUUGUGACUAAGGCCUUAACUCCCUACCAAGUUCUAGGCACCUCGUACCCUCUGGAGCUUUACUUGGGAUGCAAGCAUGACUUUAAUAAUCCGAUUCGACCUUGGGUUAGUUCUGUGUUAAUGAAUUUGCUUGUGUCCCUCAGCUCUUGCUGAAUAUUCUUAACUCCUAGGGGUGGGGAGGACAGUGGGCCUGAUGAUGUGAAGUGGGGUUGGAGGUAGAAAUGGAAACAGGCCAGCUCCUGCCUGCCUCAUGGAGGCCACGGGAGCAUUCAGUCAGGGCUGGAGUGGCAUCUGCGGAUUUAUACGUGAGCAGCCAGCUGAGACGCUGCUGAAGCCAAGCAGAUAACCACUGCAGCGUGAGAUAGCGACUUCUGAGUCAAGCCUGAGCACUGAUCCUAAGCCCCUUCCUGGCGGCCUCUGCCAGUAGGGACUCAGCUCUGUAGAGGCCAAGGUGCUCUGCUCAAUGUGACCUUUCUCUGAACUGUGGAUGAGCACCCCUCUUCCGAACACUAUGCCUUCUUCCCUGAGGGCUUCCUUACCUCACUUUGGAAGUCCCCUUAACCACCUCUUAUCUCUCACCUACUCCUUGCCUCAACUCUUCUAAGGAACUGUUUUAGGCACUGCUACAAAAAUAAGCUAUCUGCAGCCACCGCAGCAUGAAUUCUAUCCCCGGUCAGGGAGCAACACACAUGGCGCAGCAGACCUCUCUUGACUUGCCCGCUGCUCCCCUCAGCAGUGUAUUUCAGUCAAUCUGCCUGUUCUGUUCCCCACUCUGUCUCCGAUGGAUCCUCCCACCCCCACAUCUCUGGCCUGUACCCCAGUUCUUG